Molecule: messenger RNA, 611 nt
Organism: Solanum stenotomum
Lineage: Eukaryota; Viridiplantae; Streptophyta; Magnoliopsida; Solanales; Solanaceae
Product: GPI-anchored protein LLG1-like
Exons: 2
Coding region: 39-497 (152 amino acids)
Source: RefSeq, a predicted model, not a curated record
CUUUUGCUUUUAGUGCAUUCAACGUUAGUUGCCAUAUCAUGGUUUUUUUUUUUUUUGCCACAGAUAGAAUUUUUUUGUACCCAAUUUCAACGGGGAGAAAUCUUCUACAAGCUAAGGAUGCUUGUCCUGUUAGCUUUGAGUUUCAGAACUACAAUAUCAUCACUAGCCAAUGCAAGCCACCAGACUACCCAGCCAAACAUUGUUGCGAUGCUUUUUUACAGUUCGCUUGUCCUUUCGUCGAAAGUCUGAAUAAUCAAUCAAAUGAUUGUCUCUCUGUAAUGCGUCGCUACAUCGAUCUCCACAGACAUUACCCAACUGGUCUUUUUGGCAAUGUGUGCAAAGGUACACAGCAAGGUUUGCCAUGUCCUGCAUUAGCACCAUCACAAUCAGCCGAUCGCGAUGAUACUAAUAGCAGCCAGAUAAACUGUAAAUUAUCAGUAGGUUAUAGUUCUGCCACAACUUUUAUGGGGGUCUUGAUGUUGGUGUUGCUUUUCUGAUAUUUAUAUCACAAGAGAACAGGUUUUUGCUCAUAUUUCUGUAUUAAAAGUGUUUGAUUUUUAAAUUGUUAUUGACGAUUCUGGUAAUAGGUAACUCUUCACGUAUUUAUGCAU